AUGAUGACACUAUUCCAAGAGAGAAUGUCAAACUUUGAGGCACAGUUGCAGAGGAACCCAGGUACUUCAGGCGGAACAGACUCGCUUGCUGCUGACUACAAUGCAUUCAAGAAAUUUGUUCUCGAUGCAUUGAGCUGUUUACAACAGCAGAUGAAGGCGUUGGCACAGGAGCUGGACAAUGUGGAGAUGCGUGGUCGUCGAAAGAUGGUCCUCUUGCAUGGUGUUGCUGAGCAGGCCAAGGAGGACACAGCACAGGUUGUAGCGGAGGUUGUUCGUUCUCAUCUGGAGCUGGCAGACUUCAGUGUCAGUGAGGUGCGCAGAUGCCACAGGAUGGGUAGACCGACCGGUGCAAGUAAACCCAGGCCCAUUCUUUGCAAACUACGAGAUGUGAGUGUAAGAGAUAGCAUUUGGUUUGCUAAGAUGAAGCUGAAAGGCACGGGCAUAACGAUAUCGGAGUUCCUCACUAGAUCUCGUCAUCAACUAUUUAUGUCUGCGCGUGGCAAGUUUGGUGUCAACAACUGCUGGACCAAGCAAGGACACAUCUAUGUUGUUGGUUCGGACGGCUCCAGGCAUCGAGUUGGGACAUUAGAUGACAUCGUUCGGCUCGAGCAGAUCAAGGAGAAGUCGUGUCCCGUUGCGACGAUUCCUUCAUCUUCAUCGUCGCUGUUAACGCCAGUACCGAAGAAAGGAAAACGCGUCGUCGCAAAAAAGAAGUGAUUUAUCUUCUAGGUAACGGCAUCCAAGUAGCUCUAGAUUAACUAAAUUGUUUGUACCCUCAAAUUACUGUCCUAAAUUAAUUUUCUAAACUCAAUGUAUAUUUUUGUCAAACUGCUGUCCUGUCAUUUUAUGUUAUGUCAUUAUGUCCUGUCAUUAUUCGUUCGUUCGGAAACAGUCUUUUACAUUUGCUAACUUUUAAUUUUAUAAUGAAUUAUUUUUUUCUUUUUUUUUAUCUCUGGCUACUUGGAUAUUAUUUAAAUAUUAUUUUAGUGCUCUUUUAUUUUGUUUUUUUUUUUGUGUGUGUUUUUGAAUUGCUUUUAAUAACAAGUUGCAAUGAUGUAAGCACACAACCGGCGGGUGGACUAGUGUUACA
Molecule: messenger RNA, 1090 nt
Organism: Helicoverpa zea (corn earworm)
Lineage: Eukaryota; Metazoa; Arthropoda; Insecta; Lepidoptera; Noctuidae
Exons: 1
Coding region: 1-717 (238 amino acids)
Source: RefSeq, a predicted model, not a curated record